AUGGAUUCAUCCAACGAUGCAGUUUCUGGGUUCAAAGAUAAGGAGUCAAUGGUUGACCCUUUUUUGGUUGAAGCUCUUCAGAACCCUCGUCAUCGUCUUACCAUUCUGAGGAUGGAGCUGGAUAUCCAGAAAUUUCUGAAUAAUGCGGAUCAACAGCAUUUUGAGUUUCAGCAUUUCCCUUCUUCCUAUCUCAGAUUGGCUGCUCAUCGUGUUGCUCAACACUACAGUAUGCAAACAAUGGUUCAAGAUAAUGGCUUAGAUGGCCAGAGUAAAAUUCUGGUCAGGAAGUUACCUGAAAGCAAGUAUCCUGUGGUUCGGUUGUCUGAAAUACCUGUAAAACAGUUGGACAAUGAGAAAUCUGAGCAGAAAAAAAUUGUUAUUCGACCUAGGCCUAAUAAAUGUUUGAAUGGAGCCAAUGAUUCUGCUAGAAAAGGAAAUCCUCUAAGAAGCGUGGAAGAGAGGAAGGAGGAAUAUGAUCGGGCAAGAGCACGUAUCUUUAAUGGCUCUACUGGCUUUGAUUCAAGUGAUACCCUGGCUUUGGUCCCAAUAGAUGGGAGAAGUUCUUUAGUGAACAAGGAUGAGAGUGAAACUAGCAAAAUACCCAUGACUGAUUCUGAAAGAUACAUUAGUAUGAGAGAUAAUAGUUAUCCUCGAGUUGCCAUUAUCAGAGAUAGGGAAAAGGAUCGAAGUGAUCCAGAUUAUGAUCGUAGCUAUGGAAGGUAUGCUAGGAGUCUCUCAGCCUCUGCAGUUAAUUUGGUGCCCUUUAAUUUGCCAAAAGCUCAACCUUCAUUUGCUCAGUAUGACAUUACUUUUAAUCAGUUGGGUCAGAUGUCACAAACUCAGGCUUCACUUGGAUACAGACCUCCUUCAACCCCGAUAAUGAGCCCUUUUUGUACCCCAGGAUUGAAUCCAGCAUCUGGAGAUGGUGCUUACCUACAGUGGCCAAGUCCUACAAUGAUGUAUGCACAUUCAUAUGACCAAUUUAGACAUGCUGUUUACCAGGCUCCAUUUGGUCAACCGUUGAGCUUUGAUUAUUCACAGAACUAUUAG
Messenger RNA from Vicia faba (fava bean), 1050 nucleotides. The record is from the annotation of a GenBank genome assembly. NCBI's taxonomy places the organism in Eukaryota, Viridiplantae, Streptophyta, Magnoliopsida, Fabales, Fabaceae.